Messenger RNA from Gymnodraco acuticeps, 3665 nucleotides. Its product is annotated as histone-lysine N-methyltransferase 2C-like. The record is from RefSeq and is a predicted model, not a curated record. Gene Ontology annotation, cellular component: MLL3/4 complex. Gene Ontology annotation, biological process: positive regulation of transcription by RNA polymerase II. Gene Ontology annotation, molecular function: transcription coactivator activity; histone binding; histone H3K4 methyltransferase activity. NCBI's taxonomy places the organism in Eukaryota, Metazoa, Chordata, Actinopteri, Perciformes, Bathydraconidae.
CGCUCAGGUUCCCCGGUUCCCUGGAGGGUUCCCUGGGGAGCAGCAGAGGGGCUUCACCCCCAGAGAGAUGGGGGUCCGAGCCCGGUCAUGAGGUUUGGCGUUCCUCAAGGAGGUCCAGCAGGGCUCCAGGACUCCUUCCUGCGUCUUCCCCAGGGAUCAGUGCCUGUCUCUGGGCUCGGCCUGAUGGAGGGAGUCCCGGCCCAGAUGAGGAGGCCGAUGCCGGGGGAUUACACCGGGAUCCGGCCCCUCCCUGCUCCUGGAGCUCACCCUCACAUGAUGCAAGGUGUCCAGCAGCCUUCCUCCCGCGCUCCCUCCCCCUGCAGCAGCACAGCAUCAUGGGACAGCCGUACAUCGAGCUCCGUCACCAGGCUCCAGAGCACCGUUUGAGGCUGAACUUCCCCCAGCCUGAGACCCAUAUUCUGCCCCCCAGAGACCCUCAUCCUUCCCCCCUCAGACCCAUGGGCCAGCAGGUGACUCUGGAGCAUCUGAACCAGCAGCAGCAGCAUCAACAGAGCCUGGAGAACCUUGAGGAACACCUGGAGGACUCGGCUGUGAAAGACCUGGAAGACGUGGAGGUGAAAGACCUGGUGGACCUGAACCUGAACCUGGACCCUGAAGAUGGUAAAGAGGACCUGGAUCUGGGAACCAACGACCUCCACCUGGACGACUUCCUGUUGUCAGGGAAGUUCGACCUGAUCGCCUACGCCGACCCGGAGCUGAACCUGGAGGACAAGAAGGACAUGUUCAACGAGGAGCUGGACCUCGGGGAGCAGGUGGAGGAGGCGGGGGACAGGAAGUCGGAACUGGCUCAGGUGAAACAGGAAGUUCUGGACGGAGCCCAGACUGAAACAGGAUGUGGAUCUGGAUCAGGAUCAGGGGAUCUACCGGCUUUCCAGACCCAGGAACAGGCUCUGUCAGCAGGCAUGGCUCCUAGGGUUCAGACCCCCAUGGCUGGAGCUCCGCGGCCCGUCUUCCAGCAGAGACCGUUUGGACCCCCUCCCUCGACUCUCUUUCCCCCCCAGAACCAGCUCCCUCACCCGGGCACCUCCACCCAGAACCAGGGCCCCUUCCUCCAGAACCAGAUCCAAAUCCAGAUCCAGAACCAGAUCGAGACACAGAUCGCGGACCAGAUCCAGAACCAGCUCCAGUUGCAGGAUCUGGAGCAGAGGCACCUCCUCCUUCAGGACCAGCCUCUCCUCCUGCAGGACCUUCUGGACCAGGAGCGCCAGGAGCAGCAGCAGCAGAAACAGAUGCAGGCGCUGAUCCGACAGAGGGGCCCCAACGACCCAGGGGCCCCCCCUAUAGACUUCGACUCGAUCUCAGACCCCAUCAUGAAGGCAAAGAUGGUGGCUCUGAAGGGAAUCAACAAGGUGAUGACGCAGAGCAGCCUGGGACUCAACCCCAUGGGCAUCAACAGGUUCCAGCAGGCUCCAGUACCCCCGGUUGCUCCGGUGGUCCCUGUGGCCCCUGUGGCCCCGGGUCCUGAGGCGCCCCCUCCACACAUGGUGCUGCAGGACGGGAAGCCGCCCCCCCGGCUGGUGAGACCGAACCCCCCCAACUUCAGCCCGGGCUUCAGCAACGAGGCUCAGAGACGGCAGUACGAGGAGUGGCUCGGGGAGACGCAGCGCCUCCUGCAGAUGCAACAGCGCCUCCUGGAGGAGAAGAUGGCGGCGCACAGGAAGACCAAGAAGUCUCUGUCGGCCAAACAGAGGACGGCCAGGAAGGCAGGAAGAGAACUCACCGAGGAGGACGCCAACACUAUGAGGAGCGUCAGCGAACAGCAGGGGGCGCUGCAGAAACAGCUGGAGCAGAUCCGUAAGCAGCAGAAAGAUCACUCUGAGUUGAUCGAGGACUACAGGAGUAAAAACCAGAGAGCCGGCUGCCCCCCACAGACGCCCCUGCUGCCCCUGCCAGGAAACCCCGUACAAACACUCAGACCAAACACCCCUGGUUGGACCCCGGGGGGCGUCGGGGCUUCGGGGGUUUUAGGGCAGAGAAUGCCUCUUAUUCUGUCAAAUCAGAUGCCCCCUCAGAUGCCUCCUCAAAUGCCUCCUCAGAUGCCCAAUCAGAUGCCCCCUCAAAGGCCUGCUCAGAUGCUUCCUCAGAUGCCCAAUCAGAUGCCUCCUCAAAUGCCCAAUCAGAUGCCCCCUCAGAUGCCCAAUCAGAUGCCCAAUCAGAUGCCCCCUCAACGGCCUCCUCAGAUGCCUCCUCAGAUGCCCCCUCAGAUGCCCAAUCAGAUGCCCCCUCAACGGCCUCCUCAGAUGCCCCCUCAGAUGCCCAAUCAGAUGCCCCCUCAACGGCCUCCUCAGAUGCCUCCUCAGAUGCCCCCUCAGAUGCCCAAUCAGAUGCCUCCUCAGAUGCCUCCUCAGAUGCCCCCUCAAAGGCCUCCUCAGAUGCCUCCUCAGAUGCCCCCUCAAAUGCCCCCUCAAAUGCCUCCUCAGAUGCCCAAUCAGAUGCCUACUCAGAUGCCCAAUCAGAUGCCUCCUCAGAUGCCUACUCAGAUGCCCAAUCAGAUGCCUACUCAGAUGCCUCCUCAGAUGCCUCCUCAGGUGCCUCCUCAGAUGCCUCCCUCCCAGCCUAAAAUCCCCUCAGUAACACAGACUCCUCCCAUCACUGCAGGGCCACGGGGUCCCCCACCCGCAGCAGCAGGGGCCAAUGGAGCUUCUCAGGUGAACUUUGACGACAACAAUCCGUUCAGUGAAGGCUUUCAGGAGAGAGAGAGGAGAGAGAGACUGAGAGAGCAACAGGAGAGACAGAGAGUGCAGCUGAUGCAGGAGGUGGAGCGCCACCGGGCCAUGCAGCAGAGACUGGAGCAGGAGCAGCAAGGCAUGCUGGGAGUUGGAGUCCCUUCAGGUCCUCGGGGGGGCGAGGGCAGUCUCUCUCAGAUGCCCUUCUUCAGCUCAGAGUUACCGCAGGACUUCCUGCAGUCGCCCCCCCCCUGCAGACCCCAGCUGUUCCCCCCCCCCUCCUCCUCCAUGAUGUCACUUUACUCUGAUGUUCUGCCCGACGACAGGCAGAAAAAAAGAAGCCGCACCCCUUUGUCUUCUGAUGACAUCACAGCCCCGCCCACUCCCGCCAGGUCCGACACUUCCUGCUCCACGCCCCCUCGAGCCAGCCUGGACCAAUCGGAGUUCAGCUUCUCUGUAAGCCCCGCCCUAUCUGGGCUCGCCCCCUCCUCAGAGCUGGAGAGGCAGCUGUCCGUCACCCAGAGAGGCCCCGCCCCUUUAGUUCGCAUGGAGGUCAAGCAGGAGCGAGUGGAGGGAGGAUCUUGUGGGGGGGGAGUGAUAAAGAUGGAGGACUGUGGGGGGGGGGAUGGGUUUUUCUCCCCCUCUCCCCUCCAUGGUGGGGGAGAUGGAGGUAAAGAGCUGCUCCGUCACCUGCUGAAAGAAAAGACCUCCCCCGAAACCCUCCAAUCACCAGGGGCCGCCAGACGCCUGCCGUCCAAUGACAGCGUCCGAUCUGAGGAGGAGGAGGGACCAGGGAUGCAUGGCAACGUGAUGGACUCCCCCGACUCUCUGGACCCCUCCGGCAGGAAGAAGCCCCCCCGCUGUAAGCGACUCGCCCGACCAGAGAAAGGACCUCCGAAAAACAAGAGGAGGAAGAAAGAAGAGGAGCUGCUCUCCUCCUCAUCGUCCUCCGAGCUGGUGGGGACUCACCUGCGACAG